CUUCCUGCGUGGCAGUUUUGUCAAAAACCUUGCUCAUGUAUUGUCACUCGUGAAUGCAGGACACACUGGCAGCUCAUCAAUGUCAAGUCAAAGGGAGACCGUCAGCUCAGUGGACCAUCUACUCAAAACACCCGAACAAAAUGGUGGCCUUUCAAGUAUCAAGCAGUAUUCGCCGGGCCAUGCGCGUAAACUGGGGCAGACAAGAAAGAUACGAUACAGGAGGGAUUUGAAGGAUGACGAAAACCCCGAAGAGAAAGCCCGUCACAUCAAACAGGUGGAGCUCAACCCUCUGUAUAAGGAGUUGUUGUACACCAUUGCACAUAAGAUGGGAAAAGUGGCAGCAACUGAGGUCUUUGCCGAUAGCCAACUUCAUCAAUAUAUCAAAGAGGCUCUCACAAUGACAGAAUCUGAGCACAAAUCUCUGAUGGAGAAAGUACAACAUUCAGAGCCACCUGUCUACUGCCUAAUGGCCACUGUAAAGGAAGCCAGAGGAAUUCUGGGAAAAGAUAUUAGUGGUUUAAGUGACCCGUACUGCUUGCUGAGCAUACUGGAGGACGAAGAAGAGCGGCGUACACAUCGUUCCAGAGUCAAGGCCUCGAAAUACGUGGUCAAGGAUGCCGUGUCGGCUGAUAAGAUUUAUCAGACCCACAUCAAGAAGCAGACUCUCAAUCCAAUUUGGAACCAGACAUUUCUACUGGAGUUUGAAGACAUCGCGGGGGCCAGCUUUCACCUUGAGAUGUGGGAUAAAGAUGAGGAGGUGUCACUCGGUCAAAAACUCGAGGAGAUCACAACUAGUUUUUCCAGUUUAAGCAGAAUUAUAAAGGAGGUCAAAAAGGAAAAAGGAACGGAUGACUUUCUGGGGAAAAUUGUCAUCAAACUUCAGGACCUCCAUUGUACCGAGGACGACUGGUACAUUCUGGAGCCGAGAACGGAGACGUACCCUGAUCGAGGCCGAUGUCACCUGAACCUCAAGUUCAUCCAUAAAACGAGAGAUGACGCGCUGAGCCCAGGUCGAAACGCUUACAUCAACUACUGUGGAAUCCUGCAACGCUUUGUUCUGUCUUACAUUUCCAAGCAAAAGACUUCCGCUCCAUGGAAAGGGGAAUUGUGUGGUGAAGCUCAAACUCUCCUGGAGCACUAUGCUGCACAGACUGACCUCUCACCUUUCCUGCAAGAUCUGGCGAAGUGGGUUGCGUACAGUCAACUUUAUCAAAGCGUCGAGGUGGACUCGUCGUUGCUGCUACAACAGCUCACUUGCGUGGAGUAUCGCUGGCAUCAACAGGAACACGAGUUGCCGCAGCAACAGAAACAAGAACUCGGCGACUCCCUUCACCGUUUCUUGCAUUACGGUCUCCAUCUGGUGUCAAAAUACAGAGACAUUUUCCCGCCAACACCAAGCGCCACUCCGAAAUUACACACAUUGCUCAGAAUCUUAGUCCAGAUCUGUAAGACAAAGCCAUUUCAGAAAAUGAACCCGGCCGAUUUUGAACUGCACGAUGAGGUGGCUGAUGCCGUCCAGACAGGUACACAGGAGUGGUUUACCAACAAAAAAGGGCUGCACCAGCCAAUGACCAAGGAGCUGUCAGAGAUCAUCGGCGCCUUGUCCAGGUUGAUCGACGAAGUACGUGACGACAUCAAACUCAACAAGGAUGUCUGGAAUCGAACAUUUGUCAGUGCGGUGCAAGUGGAUGUGUUCACUGCGGUCUACGAGAAGCUCGACUCGCUGGUUGCUACAGAAGUCAGAGAAACCUUAUCUCAAACGGAAGGUCACAUUGAUCAGAGUCUAGCCAACAGCCUGUUUCCACUUUACCUGAGCCUGCAAGCCAUUCACAAAGAAAAGGCCUUCUUACAGAAAAGGGGUUUACUGAAGCUGACAAACUUUCACGUGAGCUUCAGAGAGGCGCAGCCUUACUGGCUCAAGCAGAUGUUCAACACCACGAUGGACAGGGUGGAGAGGGCGGUGAAGGUCGACAAGCUCCAGCCUCUGCACUCGGGCGCAGUGCCGGUAAAACACAGUUCGUCAGCAGUGGACCUGGUUGCUUGUAUCCAGCCUGUGUGUGACCUUUGGGAGCAGAUGUCCUGGCCUGACCCUGAGGAGGCGUUUAUGCUCAUGGUCAAAAUCACAGAGGAUGUUUGCAAGAUUGUGGUGACCUACUGUCAUAGUCUGAAAGCCAGAGUCAGGAUGCUCUCAGAGAAGUCAGACCACGAAAGCGCCAUUAACAUGCUGUGUGUUGUGGUGAACGACUUGGAGUACCUGCGCUCUGUCUUGACGCGGCUUCCCGCCAACCUGAAUUGGGCGGGGCUUCAGGAACGCAUCCAACACGUCAUCGGGGAAAGUCAGUUCCAAAACACGCUGCCGUCUCAGGUGCAGCAAGCGCAGGGCAUCCUCGGCCGGGAGAUCCGCUCUGCUUUGGACACGCUGAGCAAAACGUUGAAUACGGACAUCGAGACUCAUGUCAGGGGAAUGUCGACCAGAAGCCGGAUUCCGUCCAAAUCCAGCCAAGAUGCCACAACUCCUCUUAUGCGCUAUCUGGAAAAAGAACUCCAUUACAUGAAUGAAAACUUGGUUGAAGAGAACUUCAACAGCCUCCUGACUCCUUUGUGGAACAACUCGGUGAAGAUCCUCCACCAGAUGGCCGCCGAGCAUUCGCAGCAAGAUGGGCUCACGGUGUUCUGUCACAGGCUGCUGUACACGCUGCAGUGCUUGGAGCAAUGCUUCCACGGCGAGGGUAACGGCCUUCCGUUGAAAAUCCUCCACUCGGAUGAGUACAAGACUCUCAAGGCCUACCUGACUCAUCACUCUCUCAGCAGUCACCAGCUUGUGGACAAGUUCCUCCAAGGGAAAAUAUGGGAGCAGAGAGUGGUUGGCGGCGAGAAAUACGGCGCUGUCACUCUUCUAACCUCCUACAGAAGAUCAGACCAAAGGCUCAGAGUUGAGGUUUUGAACGCAGUCAACCUCCUACCAAUGGAUUCCAAUGGUUUAAGUGAUCCGUACGUGCGCUUAUGUCUGGAGCCGCACCACACCUUCCCGCUCGUGGAACCUCGCUGCACUCAGAUAAAAAGCUGCGAUCUCAAUCCGCUCUUUGACGAAGCCUUUGAGUUCCUGGUUGGACUGGAUCAGUGCCAGGCUCCUGGUGCCUGCCUGGUGGUGACGGUUCUGGAUCAUGACAUCUUGAGAAUGGAUGACUUUGAAGGUGAAGCCUUCCUGUCCCUCAAAGACAUACCUGGAGUUGCAAAAGGAGGGGAAGAAAAAGACGGACCGGGCUUUCGUCCGGAUGCCAUCCCGGCUCAAAUACGUCUACCUCUCAUGCAUCCAAAACCUAAUGACAACAUCCUGAAGAUGUUGGAGUCCAGAAAAGGCGAGCGAGAAAUACAAGCCUUCGUAAAGAAAAGAAGACAAAGAGAGAAACAGUCCAGGGAGCAAAGUCAACCAUGACACACAAAGGCUUGCCUUUCAUUUAAAAAUAUACAAUUUGCUUUAUUGAACUAAAUCCAUUUACAAUGAAACACUGGUAAAAGAUGAAAAUCAACUAAUGCUAAUGCUUUUUCCAAUCAGUGCAAUCAAAUAUGAUGUCAUUGAACAGAAGAUGUCAAAUGAAAUGUCAACAAUGACAAAUGGCAGGUAUGAAGACAAAUGUGUGUAAUUGAGACAAGGUGAAAAGUUAUGAAAUAAAAAAUGUCAUUUAAAAGACUACACAAGUCGACUGAGUAUAUUUAACUUGAUUGUGUUCACAUGCAUUCCUCUUAGAGAAACCUGAGUGCUUUAACAGAGGCUGCCUGUUGUCCAUACUUUUUUUUUUUUUUACUUUGCUCCUCGAUGUUCUAUUUUUAUUUCUUUUUUGCUAAU
Syngnathus acus (greater pipefish) is the source of this 3847-nucleotide messenger RNA. RefSeq names its product unc-13 homolog D (C. elegans) (gene unc13d). The record is from RefSeq and is a predicted model, not a curated record. The transcript has 34 exons. NCBI's taxonomy places the organism in Eukaryota, Metazoa, Chordata, Actinopteri, Syngnathiformes, Syngnathidae. Bases 80 to 3436 code for a protein of 1118 amino acids.